Molecule: messenger RNA, 2261 nt
Organism: Boeremia exigua
Lineage: Eukaryota; Fungi; Ascomycota; Dothideomycetes; Pleosporales; Didymellaceae
Exons: 3
Coding region: 230-2230 (666 amino acids)
Source: RefSeq, a predicted model, not a curated record
CAAGUUUUUUGAUUGAGAAGACAUGUUUGAAGAGGCAGUGCUGCAUGAUACAGGGGGCUGCGGCUGCUGCCUGAGGAUGACAUGGUGCAGCAUGCACAGCCUCUCCUCACCCUCAAGAUCGUGCUCACACUUUACAAGAAUGUGUAGGAUCCAAAAUCAAGUUCCCUCAUAUCGGUCAAUAAAGUUUCUGUUUGCGCGUACCCUUUCAUGAGGGUAAUUUGUCCCAACUAUGGCAGAAUUCGCAGCAAGUAUCAUUGGCAUCGUCUCUGCUGGCACAAAGGUAGCACUGGUGCUGUCACAACUCUCCGCAGACGUAGGAUCAGCUGGCCACGAGGCAAGGAUGAUUGGUGGUGAGAUCCGGUCAUUCUGUUCAGUCCUGAAGACCCUUGGCGAAACGAUUGAGAACCUUGAGAAGUCGCCCCGUUAUGCUCACUGUUCCGAAUUGAUUAAGGACAUGACAGAUGACAGUCUUCAGAUGUUCACAGAGAUCCUUAAUGCAGUGGACAAACUUAAAAAGAUGACGACGGGAAGAGGAGGCAAGGAUGGUAAUUUUGGACUCGUUGAGCGGGUCCAAUGGGCAGUCUUCAAGAAACCGAAGCUUCUAGUCUUGCGAGCCGCAAUUGAAGCUUACAAGACGAACCUGACAUUGAUGCUGAGCACCUUGAGCACAGCUGAGAGGGUCAGACGAACAUCUGAACCGCACAACGCAGCCACUAUAGCUCAGGAUAGGCAGGAUCAAACACUACUCGAAAGUCUCGAACUGGAUCGCGAAGCAACUUUAAUCGAGCUUGCACAGGCCGAACGUCAAUAUGAGGAGGCAGAGUCAUCCACCAGUAUACUUGAUGUGGCUCCAGUCUCCAGCCCACCGGCUUACGAUACAAUCGUGAUGUAUGUUGACCCAGAGGACUCUGGCUUGGUCAGCUCAGCUCGAGAAGAAAUCCGGUCCAUAAGAUCCAGCCUUUCGAGAGUUGCAGUAAUCGAUCACGAAGACCUUGAAGCAAAGAUUGUCCGUCACAGCAAACGGGUUUCUAGCAUGCUAGAGGACGACAAAAAGAGACUAUCACAGCGCUGGUCGUUGAGUCUACAGGAAGAUUCUGGGACGGUUCCAGACGACAUCUCGUUGAAGCUGCUGGAUAAAGCCCCUAGCGGGGAAAUUUCUAAUCAGAAUGCACCGAACUCGGUGCGAAAGGAAACAUCUUUUUCAACUGGGCCGCAAGGUGACCACGAGGAAUUAUUGGUGUUUGAUCCACGCAUGACCGCACAAUACAAGUUGUUCUUGUCAUGGGUUACUGAACUGGAAGCGCCAGAGCGGCAGGAAGUACUUGGCACAUUGAAACACGAUGUACGGCAGUUGCGCAAACGAAAUGCAAAUCUUUCAGUGAUCUCUACUAUCACACCUGAAGUCACACCCGUAUCUUCACCAGUCCGGAGCAUAUCGGGUCUACUGUCGUCUUUCAGAUCGACCGAUUCGAUGUCCACAACAAAUACCGACCAACAAACGCUUAGAUCUCGCUCAGGUUCUCGACGUAACCGCAAAGUAUCCGCUUUGCCAGCUUUACAAUAUGCGAAGCCAAUUGAUACUAGAGCCAGUUUCUUGUUGGACCGAAGUCAGAGGCCACCAGGAAGGAGGCCUUCUCCAGCUAGUCCCACGUCACCUACUGAAGACACAGGACGUUUGCUGAACAGAUCUCGCCCUCGGCCUUUAUCGCCAGCAUUGACCAGUAUCGGGUCAUCUACCGCAUCGACUCCUCGACAAGAAGCACUUGCUAGACUUACAGCCCUUGGACAGGAGCCGAGUUCUCAACCAGGGUCUGCGUCUCUACCAGCGCUUCCCUCUGCUGACGAGACGCUGCCCAAGAUUCGCAUCUCCAACCACCGCAGGUCCCGCUCUGAGCACACAUUAACCGUAGCCAGACUAGGUGUCCCUCCCAUUGACCACCAUGCAUCACGCAGACGCUCUGUUCAUGACCUGCAUCAGGAAAGUGAGCCAUCUGGAGGCAGGGAAUCUCGGAACCUUGCAUCGGACACAUCUGGCAGCGACACAGACGACGAGGGUUCGUCAGCGUGGUGGAAGUCCGUUGGCAACAUCUCACCUCAGCCCUACCGCCGGCCAGACCAAAUUCUGUCGCGCACAAAAUCCAAGCGGCAGCUAGCCAUGCAAGAUGUGUACAUAUGCAGGUCCAGCCACUCCGCCGCAUGGGCGUCCGGUGGAUCCAGUGGAACCCAGUAAUCCCACUUAUGAUGCCUCGGCUCUUCGCAGU